AUGGGCAACUCUUUUCCUAUGUGGUUCACAAAUCUUAUGACCUCCUUGACUGAAGAUCACAUUUCCUAUGCAGUGGUGGUGCUCUAUUUCGUGUGGAGGGCGAGAAACAAUGUCGUUUGGGACGGCUAUCUUCCGUCUCCUAAGAGAGUGGCAGCAGCGGCACUUGCGGCGUUACAGGCGUGGAAGGCGGUCGCACAAGGCCACCAGUCUACGAUUGGGCACUCUGUGCUAGACGAUGGUGCGGCGUUGCAAGGUGUCACUGCCCAGCCGCCCGAAGCUGCUCCACUGACGUGCUUCUUCGAUGCCAGCUACGAUCCGGUCACAUUACGGGCUGCUUUCGGGGCUGUGUUGUUGGAGUCGGAUGGAGGUUACGUGGCUGCAUGCGCUGGUCCGCUCAUCGACUGCUUUUCACCACUAAUGACGGAGACCGUGGCGUGCAAGGAGGUCCUAUCCUGGCUCGAGGGUAGAGGCGUGGUUUCAGUUCAGCUCAAAACGGAUUGUUCACAACUUUGCAGCGGUUUAGGCAGAAUGCAUUCUUCUUUUUACUCGUAUGUUGGCUUAUUUAUUGAUGCAUGUAGGAGGGCUAUUGCCACUUUUUUAUAUUGCCAUAUUAGUUUAGUCCCUAGAUCGGCAAACGUUAUUGCUCAUACUCUUGCUACUGCGGCCGCUCAUCAGGCUAGCAUUCUUUAUUGGGACUUUGUCCCUCCUGACUCUAUUUCUUCGUUUUUACAGUAA
Ipomoea triloba (trilobed morning glory) is the source of this 735-nucleotide messenger RNA. RefSeq lists its product as uncharacterized. The transcript has a single exon. NCBI's taxonomy places the organism in Eukaryota, Viridiplantae, Streptophyta, Magnoliopsida, Solanales, Convolvulaceae. The record is from RefSeq and is a predicted model, not a curated record. Gene Ontology annotation, molecular function: RNA-DNA hybrid ribonuclease activity; nucleic acid binding. Bases 1 to 735 code for a protein of 244 amino acids.